This is a messenger RNA of Centropristis striata (black sea bass), 1044 nucleotides long. RefSeq names its product olfactory receptor 4B13-like. The record is from RefSeq and is a predicted model, not a curated record. The transcript has 2 exons. Gene Ontology annotation, cellular component: membrane. Gene Ontology annotation, molecular function: G protein-coupled receptor activity; olfactory receptor activity. The coding region runs from base 1 to 1044 and encodes 347 amino acids. Gene Ontology annotation, biological process: G protein-coupled receptor signaling pathway. Lineage: Eukaryota; Metazoa; Chordata; Actinopteri; Perciformes; Serranidae.
AUGCUGCUUAAUGGGCAGGUGAUCACCCACAUCAAUGUCAUGGGCGAGGACAGUGGUACGGGAUGGGGUGUCAUUAAACAGAGUGAGAUGGGUAUUAAUCAGCUGAGUGAUAUCAUUUUUCUCUGCAACAUUCAGAUGCUGCAGAUGGCCUGGCAGAUCUGCAAGAAUUUGCGAGUUUUUCGAGGUUAUGAGGAUGUUGGAUCGUUGAAAUAUUUUUAUUUUAUGUUAACUGCAAUGGUGUACAUUGUUAUUGUGAUUGUCAACACUUCUCUGAUUGUGGUUAUCUGUGUGAACAGAAGCUUACAUGAACCUAUGUACAUUUUUCUGUGCAGCCUGUUUGUAAAUGAACUGUAUGGUACUGCAGGGAUGUUGCCAUUCAUUCUGGUUCAGAUCCUCUCUGACAUUCACACUAUUUCUGUUUCUUUGUGUUUCCUGCAGAUGUUCUGUUUGCAUACAUAUAUAAAAAUAGAAAUAUUUAAUUUAGCCAUCAUGUCUUAUGACAGAUAUCUUGCUAUCUGUUGUCCUCUACAAUAUAACACACGUAUGACAUGUAAGAAAGCAGUUAUCUUUAUUCUUGCUGUAUGGUUGUACUCUUUUGUCAGUUUCCUGAUUACUCUAUCCUUAAACAUACGUUUGACACGUUGUGGAAACACCAUAAACAGUUUGGGUUGUACAAACUACCAAGUCGCAGAGUUGGCCUGUUCUGACCCCAAAGUGAAUAAUAUUUAUGGACUGUUUGCUAAUGUUCUCCUAUUAGUCCCCCUGUUUCCAAUCCUUUUCUCCUACAUGAAGAUUCUUAUUGUGUGUUUUUCUGGCUCCAAACAGACGAGACAGAAAGCUGUCAGUACCUGCACACCUCACCUCACUUCUCUGAUUUACUUUUCUUUAGGCUACAUUUUUGUAGUCAUUCAGAGUAGAAUUGAUAUGAGCAGUGUACCCAGAGAACUGCGUAUUAUUCUGUCUCUGUAUCUUCUCAUCGUGCCGCCAUUUUUGAAUCCUAUCAUGUUUGGAUUGCAACUAUCAAAAUUACGACCGGCUCAUUGA